AUUGCAGCUCCCGCCCAUAUUAUUUCACUGUAGAAACAGCAGCUCUGCAUGUUCUUUGUACUAACAGAGCUAGCUGGAAAUGGCAUCUUUCCAAGCUAAUCACGUUUAUUGGUGCAGGGACUGCCACCCAAUACGUGAAGGUUCAUCAGGUUGACCAAGCUGCAACUCACUGCCGCAGUAAUACAUGUCCUUGGACCAAAGGGCGUGUUAAUACGCUGUCUAGCCCUUCUCUAAUCAUUAUAGUGCUACCUCGCAUGACUAUCACAUUUCUUUUGGGAAAGCAGAAAAAACUAUACCCAUGAUGCUCACCACUUUGACGAAGCGAAGUAGUUAAUUCCUUCCUGCCAGUAUAUAGCUCACUCACACUCGCACCUCGUAACAAAGUCAUCACUCAUCACAUGACAUUGCUUGUGACUGCCAGCUUUGCACAGUGUUCAUCCCUCAUGGAAGAAGAGCGAGCACUGUCCCCGGUGUCCGAUGCCAGCACCACCUGCAGCAGCUCCGGCGGUACCGGCCCCAACUCCCCUAUCACUUCGUCGCAGUCUGUGGACGACACCUGCGGUGGCGCCGGCAGCUCGAGCAGCCGGAAGCGGCCGCGCCGGGAGCUGAAGCACCCGACGUACCGCGGCGUGCGCAUGCGUGCGUGGGGCAAGUGGGUGUCCGAGAUCCGUGAGCCCCGCAAGAAGUCGCGCAUCUGGCUGGGCACCUUCGACACCCCCGAGAUGGCGGCGCGCGCGCACGACGUCGCCGCGCUCGCCAUCAAGGGCCGCGCCGCGCACCUCAACUUCCCGGGGAUGUCCCACGAACUGCCCCGCGCCGCAUCGGCGGCGCCCGAGGACGUGCGCGCCGCGGCGGCGCUCGCGGCCGCGAUGGAGAUGGAGAGCGUGGCGCCGCCCACGCCGCCUGGCGAUUCUAGCCACAGCGCCCGCAAUGACGAGAACGAAGAGCCGGCCGCAUCGAGCUCAUCCGGCAACGACGCCGACAAUGCGCAGAGCGAAGAGCAGGCUGCGCCGUCGGAGCACUCGGUGCUGGCCGACGGGCACGUCCUUGAUCUCGCGCUCUUCGAGCUGCCGGACGUUCUACUCGAGUUCGGCUUCGCGCCGCCGCCGCCGUUGACGUCUUGUGCCUACGAUUUGUCCUGGGAUGAGCCGUUGCUGCUCUGGGAGCACUGACGAACAAGAGGGGGAUGGGGACGCGACAUGCAUGCCAUUGUGAAGUUAGAUAGGUGCUGAUGAUCCGCAUACUUUUACUAAUCAGCAUUGAAUCGUUCUGGUCCUGCGUCAUCGUGAUGCUAACUUACAGAUGUCUGAGUGCAACAUGGUAGCAAAUUCAUAGUUUAAUCGAUUCACAGAUUUGUAUAACAGCCCAAUAGACUUCCUCAGCUGUAAAUUUUCCAGCUUGUGAUCAAGAUUCCAGGACUCGGGACAUCUUUUUUU
Zea mays is the source of this 1436-nucleotide messenger RNA. RefSeq names its product ethylene-responsive transcription factor ERF043. Lineage: Eukaryota; Viridiplantae; Streptophyta; Magnoliopsida; Poales; Poaceae. The coding region runs from base 399 to 1172 and encodes 257 amino acids. The record is from RefSeq and is a predicted model, not a curated record. Gene Ontology annotation, biological process: regulation of DNA-templated transcription. Gene Ontology annotation, molecular function: DNA-binding transcription factor activity; DNA binding. The transcript has a single exon.